GGCCAGUCUGCCGCCUGGACGCCUGACCUCCUUCAGCGAGUGCUGCCUCUGUUCCCACGCACCCUAGGCCCAGCCAACCCACAGCCCAGAGCUCAGAUGGAAAGUGUGCAGGAGCUGAUCCCUCUGGCUAAGGAGAUGAUGACGCAGAAGUCCCGAGGGAAGCUAGUGAAGCUGUACGUGCUGGGCAGUGUGCUAGCGUUCUUCGGUGUGGUGCUCGGUCUAGUGGAGACUGUGUGCAGCCCUUUCACAGCUGCCAGCCGUCUGCGCGACCAGGAGGCGGCAGUGGCAGAGCUGCGGGAUGCUUGUGAGCAGCAGUCCCUCCACAAGCAGGCCCUGAUAGCAGAAGGCAAGACACAGGAGGCGACUUUGUGCAGCCGGGCCCUGUCCCUCCGGCAGCAUGCCUCUUAAGGCUGGUGACUGGCAGAGAAGCGAGACACAGAGAGAUCAUGACUGAGGUGGGCGAGAGAGAGUCACAUGCUGUUUCAAGGUGCCACCGAAUCCAGAACUGACCCUGCACAGAUCACCCAAGGGAUCUGGGACUGACUUGCUGCUGUGCAGCAUGCACUGUGAUUUGUCCAAGGCUGUGGGAGCGAUCAAGGAGCUGUCACUUUGCAUUAGGGAAGGAGACAUGCUUUUUAUACUGUUAUUUUUAUUGUUGUUGUUAUUAUUAUUAUUAUUAUUACAACGAAUAUCAUUUUGCAUUUUGAAAUAAAAACAUUUUAUAUUCUG
This is a messenger RNA of Rattus norvegicus (Norway rat), 729 nucleotides long. RefSeq names its product G0/G1switch 2 (gene G0s2). The coding region runs from base 97 to 408 and encodes 103 amino acids. Gene Ontology annotation, cellular component: mitochondrion. The record is from RefSeq and is marked validated. The transcript is spliced from 2 exons. NCBI's taxonomy places the organism in Eukaryota, Metazoa, Chordata, Mammalia, Rodentia, Muridae.